Messenger RNA from Coregonus sp. 'balchen', 11824 nucleotides. Lineage: Eukaryota; Metazoa; Chordata; Actinopteri; Salmoniformes; Salmonidae. The record is from the annotation of a GenBank genome assembly.
AUGAGCGAGUUCGAAGAAUCUGGCAUCGGAGAAGAGUGCGGAGUUUUCGGAUGUGUUGCAGCAGGAGAAUGGCCAACACAACUAGAAGUUGCCCAAGUGUUAACUUUGGGACUUGUGGCGCUACAACAUAGGUGAGUUUAUGUUUUCUAGCGAGCAAAUGUAUAUAGGGUCCUUGAAACUUUUGUAUAGUCAUCCGCUAAUCACAAAUGCCCACUAUCUUGCCCAUCAUUAAUUAGCUACACUGCUAUAAUGCUUACAACUUUAAUCACUUAAAAAAUGCAUUGUAGUGGGCAAUGUCUCAAAACAACAUGGAGGUGUGACGUCAAACGUUCCACGAGCAUGGCUUUGCUACAAGUGUUACAUUGUUUCCGGUGAAAGUAUAGAGAUCUCUGGACGUCCUUGGAUUCCAGACUGCUACAUUUCUCCAAUGCAGACUCAACUCAAUGUCUUUCGUAAACUUUCAGACUCCUAUUGUAUACAACAGUCAAUUGGUUACAAUGAUGUUAACAUCAUUUUUAACAUUCGGAGUUGAUUAGGCCUACCUGUUUUUGUCGGGCUGAGACAGAGGCUGCCAUUGAGCAGACUGAGUUGAUCUCUAUAAUGGGAAUGUAUUGGUCCUCCUCCAAUUUGCACUGGAAGUCAAUACUCUCAGCACAGCUGCCCCCAGUAUCAUGUCUCUUCACAAUUCUACAGGUAUCUAAAGAAAACAAGGAUUCAAGAGGACUAAUACAUCAGAGAUUGAGUUGAGGUUAAAUGCCUUCAUCAUUGAUUAAUCAAUCACUUUUUACUAAGUGUAGAAGUCUGAGACACAUGAUGUACAAAAUACGCUAUCCUGCACAGAUUCUUGACCUUGGUCCUCUCAAGUUGAUUGUGCUGAUGUGUUCUGAGAGAAUAUUUCAAAAUGUAUACUAAAGAAUGGGCAGAUUGCAAUCUUCAGUUUACUGAUAACACUGUUCUGCGUUUUGAGCACAUGGAUACACGGAAUCCAAAUUGCGGUUUUGUAAAGAAGGCUGGUGUUUUUGCCCAUUCUCAGCAGUUUCCUGAUUCCUCUCACUAACCCACUCUCCCAUGAUUAGAUUAGGAGUCUUAUUAGUAAGUCACAGGACUGACUCACACCGUCCAUCAUUAGUCUGUUACUGAGCCUUUGGUCGCGUGUGGAUUUUAAAACGAGAUGAGACAAAAUUGUUGAGGGAGGAGGUACAAUUUCAAACCUUGAUCCAACGCUUUCCUUUUCAGCCCUCUUUUUGCAGUCAGAUCCUGUCUUUUAUCGGUCUCAGCAUUGUCUGUAAGGAACACAGAGGCAUGACAUCACUGUUAAUGCACAAUAUCAGAACCUAUUUUCCUCCACCAGGUUCUACUGGCUCCAACUACCAGCUUUGGGGCCAAUGGGUUUUAUUUUUGAUGUUAUAAAUUAGCUUGUUUAUAGGCAACAAAAUAGAUGUGGGAUAUGUCUGAAGAUGUAAUGGCUUGCGUUGCGGUGUUUGAUAAAAAUGUUUACAUGGUCACCACUAAAUGAUUUGGAGUGACCUUAGGUUGAUCUACAAUGGCUAUCGGAGUCACUUUCUUACCUGUGUGUGUUUGUUUGUCCUCAUUCCUGGGGAUAAGUUCAUAGAUUUGAGCUGUGUAAGAGUUAACUGGAUGAGUCAUGGCAUCUGUGUCAUCCUCAUACCUAAUCAUGGCCCCGGCCAAAAUGGGGCCAGCCUCUGCUUGUUUCUCAUAUCCUAUGGCAGGUCCACUAUCUGACCUGGUCAAAAUGGCAUCCACCUCGUCAUAGAACCUCAUAAGACGACGUGGGUCUGUGCUGUCAGCCCUGCCCCUCUGUAGGGAGCGAUACAGGUACUUGAGGUUCUUGUAUUUGGUGUGACACUGCUUCCAGUCGCGCUCCACCCCCUGCUGCAGUAGCCGGCGGGAGAUCUGCACAAAGAUGUCCCUCUUCCUGGUGGAGCUCUCCAGCUGCCUGCACACGCCCUCCUCAGACCACACCUGGAUCAGAGCACGCACCUCCUGGUCACUCCAGUUCCGUCCUGUGUCGGACACCGUUACCACAUGGAAUUGCUCGGAGCUAGAUUGAUUCAAUGGUGAUAGAUGGGCUCCUAGGAUGGGAGACAGAAUGCAGAAGAGAGUGAGCAUAAGCAAUCAUGCCAAGCCCAUGUACUGCACAGCAUUUCAGAAGGCUUUUCUGCUGUAGGUUAUUUGAAUUCACAUACCUGAUUCCCUUUGGUUUUGGUCUGUGUCCAGCUCAUAAUCGUCACUAUUGUCAUCUGAAAGAUGCAUUGUUCUAGAAGUUUUAAAAGUAGGACUAGGCAAUGUAUUCAUUCAGUAUCUCAUCACCAUCUGUAAACUUGUAGUAUUUAAAAAAAAUGAAAACCUCACCAUGGUCUAUCUCAAUGACCAGGUCUCCUUUGGGUUCUUUAGACUGAGUCUGGCCUUCCGGAUGUCCCAGCUUCCCAGCUCCCUGGUCCCCUUCAGGUCCUCUCUGCAUAUCCUGGUCCCCAUCCUCUCCCCUGUCCAGCACUAUGGCCUCUACCUCAUCAAAGAACUUAAUGUACCUUCCUGGGCCACUGCUCCCUGCAGCGGCCUGUGCGCUCUUGGCUGUCUUGUACUCAUACUUGAGGUUCUUGUAUUUAGUGCGGCAUUGUUUCCAGUUGCGCACCACUCCGAAGCCUCUCUGCAUGCGGCGGGCCAUCUCCUGGAAGAUGGCCUUGUUGCGUAGCGUUCCUUUGAGGCGUUGGCGGAUGUGGCGGUCAGACCAGACACACAACAGAGCUCGCACCUCCUCAUCUGUCCAAUGGCGGCCCCCCUCAGGGCCCAAGUAUUGGGCAUAUGGGAGAGCCCCGCGAAGAAUCUGACACGGGCCUCCUUAACAAACACACACAUUUUUAAAGGAUGUCAAUCAAGGGAUCCAUUUUUGAUAUUGUCUGUUACUGAUACUCUGGUUUAUUUAGAUUCAGUUUAACCCUUUUUCUAGGCUAAUGGUAUGUGACUCCAGUUAUGUCUGAGUCAACAUCUUGGUCAUGAAGCGGCCUCUUAUCUAAAUGAGGGAUACCUCAAAGAUUAUUUUAAUUAAACUACUGCUGUGUAUACUAAACAACUUCUCAGCCAGUACACUGUUCCUGUAACUCCCAGUUACCUUCCUGUAUUGUGACUGAGGAAGAGUGAGCCUCUUUCUCACUGGUCAGAUCCUCCUUUUCCUCCCAAUCACUUUGAUUCAUUUGGGCGUCCAUCAUGGCUGCUGCCCCCUGCCUGUAGUUGGUGGAUGUGCCUGGCUGUUCAGCCUUCCUGCCCAGCAGUCCCAGCCUCCUGCACUGGGCCUGGCACUCCCUCCAGCCAUGCAGCACAUUCAACCCUUUCAGCUGCUCUGAUAUGCAUUCAAAUGUGGCUCUGCUGCAUACACCUGAAUGCUGAGCUGCUCCCAGCUCCCCCCACACUGACAGAAGAGCCAGCACCUCCGCUUCCCCCCACUGCCCUGCUGCACCGGUCUCCUCUACCUCUACAAUCUCUUCCUCUUCACCUCCUCUUUGUCUCCCAGCUCCUUUCUCCAUGUUUGAGCUGACCUGGAAACGCUUCUUUCUCUCCCAGCCCCCCUUCCUCUGGUGCCUGGUUCCCUAGGCAACCAGGCGGUUAAGCCAAGAGGAACGCCCACCGAAUCAAAGCAGCCUCACUACUGGCUUAAGCUGUGUGGUGUGGGGGAGGGACAGACUGUAAUCCGAGAAGCAGCUUGGCAAAUCGGCUGAGGCUGCAGCACAAGGCCACUCCAUAUAAGGCAACUCCACUGCAGAGACACAUAGCCCAUCAUUUUUCCCCUCAGUCUACAACACUUCUCUUUUACCAAACCGGUUAAGUCUGCCCUAAGGCAGUAUACAUACAGAAAAGCUAGCCUCAAACAUGUUGCAUCAAGCAAAUUGGCUGAAGUGUAGAACCUAAAUGUUAUUCAAGCAAUUUAUUUGUCUUUGUUUAUUUAGGGGUCAGGAAAGUGCCGGAAUCGUCACAAGUAAUGGAGUCAACCCACCAACGUACAACACCCUCAAGGUAAAAAUGUGUGACAUACAGAACCAUUCAGUACGAAAACAUGAAAGAGAAACAUGGCUAUCAUCACACUCAUUCCAGAUAAUGAUGAUUACUCAACGUGUCCUCUGACUCACUCAACAUCAGUGUCCUCAAACUAAACACAAUACCACCACCCCUCCCCAAAAACACAUUAACACAUUAACAAAAGUCUCAGAUGGGGAGGGAACAUGAUGUACAGAAAUAAGACAGCAGUUAUAUCAUCACGUUAAAGCUUUACUAAUCACAUUUAGGCUACAUGUGUGUUAUUGUUCUGAUUUGGUAUGUCACUUCCCUUCACAGGGGAUGGGGUUAGUGAACAAUGCCUUUCCACCUGAGGACCUUCUGAAGCUGCGCUAUGGUAACCUGGGCAUCGGGCACACACGCUACUCCACCACGGGCAUCUCUGAGCUGCAGAACUGCCAGCCCUUUGUGGUGGACACACUGCACGGCAAGAUAGCUGUGGCACACAACGGGGAACUGGUCAACGCAGCUGCACUGCGUAAGAAGGUGGGCCAUGCUGUCAUAUCCAAUGACUGUGUGCAUUUGUUUAUAUUGUAGUUGAUUAUUGUGUAUUUGUGUAUAAGCAUACAUAACUGUGUGUGUAUGGCAGGUGAUGCGUCACGGCGUGGGCCUCUCCACCAGCUCAGACAGUGAGCUCAUCACCCAGCUGCUGGCUCUGACUCCGCCCAUGGAGGAGCUGGAUGCCCCUGACUGGGUGGCCAGGUCCGUUCUAUGGCCUUCUAUUCCAUUCCAAUAAUGCCCCAUCUCUUUUACCCCCUGUAAAGCUCAUCUUGAUUGAUUGUUUAUUCUCCACUGCAGGAUAAAGAACCUGAUGCAUGAGACCCCUACAUCCUACUCACUGCUGGUGAUGUACACAGAUGUGAUCUAUGCUAUCCGUGACCCGUAUGGAAACAGACCCCUCAGCAUCGGACGCCUCGUCCCCGUUUCUAAACUCCACACUGCAGGUGUUUUUGGUCCUUCCUUAGCGCUGCAUGGUAUUUGUGUAUCUUUGGCUUGUGUAUUUUUUUGAUUUAACUAUAAUGUACAAGCAGAGUUAAUAAUCUAUGUAAAGUUAGUCAAAUAUAUUGGCACACUUGCACUUUAUAAUGGAGUACAAAGGAGCAGAAUUAUGUUUUCUCUUUUCUAAACUGGUUGAAUGGAUAUUUUUACCCUGUAGGCACUUGCAACUUACCACAGGUAAGAUAAAUUACACAUAAAUGCCUCCAACCAAAUUAUAUAUGAUCCAGGCAUUUUUUUUGACUUAAGUGAAAAAUCUCAAUUUUAGUUAACAUUUUAUUUAUAUUUGGUCCUGUGCAAUUGUAAAUCAAACAAAUACUUGUGUGAACACAAGGGUGCCAAUAUAUUUGACCUCAACUAUAUACAUACAGUUGAAGUCGGGAGUUUACAUACACCUUAGCCAAAUACAUUUAAACUCAGUUUUUCACAAUUCCUGGCAUUUACUCCUAGUAAAAAUUCCCUGUCUUAGGUCAGUUAGGAUCACCACUUUAUUUUAAGAAUGUGAAAUGUCAGAAUAAUAGUACAGAGAAUGAUUAAUUUCAGCUUUUAUUUCUUUCAUCACAUUCCCAGUGGGUCAGAAGUUUACAUACACUCAAUUAGUAUUUGGUAGCAUUGCCUUUAAAUUGUUUAACUUGGGUCAAAUGUUUCGGGUAGCCUUCCAAAAGCUUCCCACAAUAAGUUGGGUUAAUUUUGGCCCAUUCCUCCUGACAAAGCUGGUGUAACUGAGUCAGGUUUGUAGGCCUCCUUGCUCGCACACGCUUUAUCAGUUCUGCCCACAAAUGUUCUAUAGGAUUGAGGUCAGGGCUUUGUGAUGGCCACUCCAAUACCUUGACUUUGUUGUCCUUAAGCCAUUUUGCCACAACUUUGGAAGUAUGCUUGGGGUCAUUGUCCAUUUGGAAGACCCAUUUGCGACCAAGCUUCAACUUCCUGACUGAUGUCUUGAGAUGUUGCUUCAAUAUAUCCACAUAAUUUUCCUUCCUCAUGAUGCCAUCUAUUUUGUGAAGUGCACCAGUCCCUCCUGCAGCAAAGCACCCAAACAGCAUGAUACUGCCACCCCCGUGCUUCACGGUGGGGAUGGUGUUCUUUGGCAUGCAAGCUCCCCUUUUUCCUCCAAACAUAACAAUGGUCAUUAUGGCCAAACAGUUCUAUUUUUGUUUCAUCAGACCAGAGGACAUUUCUCCAAAAAGUAUGAUCUUUGUCCCCAUGUGCAGUUGCAAACCUUAGUCUUGCUUUUUAAUGGCGGUUUUAGAGCAGUGGCUUCUUCCUUGCUGAGCGGCCUUUCAGGUUAUGUCGAUAUAGGACUUGUUUUACUGUGGAUAUAGAUACUUUUGUACCCGUUUCCUCCAGCAUCUUCACAAGGUCCUUUGCUGUUGUUCUGGGAUUGAUUUGCACUUUUCGCACCAAAGUACGUUCAUCUCUAGGAGACAGAACGUGUCUCCUUCCUGAGCGGUAUGACAGCUGCGUGGUCCCAUGGUGUUUAUACUUGCGUACUAUUGUUUGUACAGAUGAACGUGGUACCUUCAGGCGUUUGGAAAUUGCUCCCAUAGAUGAACCAGACUUGUGGAGGUGUACAAUUUUGUUUCUGAGGUCUUGGCUGAUUUCUUUUGAUUUUCCCAUGAUGUCAAGCAAAGAGGCACUGAGUUUGAAGGUAGGCCUUGAAAUACAUCCACAGGUACACCUCCAAUUGACUCAGAUGAUGUCAAUUAGUGGUCCUCUGUAGCUCAAUUGGUAGAGCAUGGCGCUUGUAAUGCCAGGGUAGUGGGUUCGAUCCCUGGGACCACCCAUGCGUAAAAAUGUAUGGAUAAAAGCGUCUGCUAAAUGGCAUAUUAUAUUAUUAUAUUAUAAUUAGCCUAUCAGAAGCUUCUAAAGCCAUGACAUCAUUUUCUGGAAUUUUCCAAGCCGUUUAAAGGCACAGUCAACUUAGUGUAUGUAAACUUCUGACCCACUGGAAUUGUGAUUAAGUGAAAUAAUCUGUCUGUGAAAUCAAACUGUCCACUUAGGAAGCAACACUGAUUGACAAUAAAUUUCACAUGCUGUUGUGCAAAUGGAAUAGACAACAGGUGGAAAUUAUAGGCAAUUAGCAAGACACUCCCAAUAAAGGACUGCAGGUGGUGACCACAGACCACUUCUCAGUUCCUAUGCUUCCUGGCUGAUGUUUUGGUCACUUUUGAAUGUUGGCGGUGCUUUCACUCUAGUGGUAGCAUGAGACGGAGUCUACAACCCACACAAGUGGCUCAGGUAGUGCAGCUCAUCCAGGAUGGCACAUCAAUGCGAGCUGUGGCAAGAAGGUUUGCUGUGUCUGUCAGCGUAGUGUCCAGAGCAUGGAGGUGCUACCAGGAGACAGGCCAGUACAUCAGGAGACGUGGAGGAGGCCGUAGGAGGGCAACAACCCAGCAGCAGGACUGCUACCUCCGCCUUUGUGCAAGGAGGAGCAGGAGGAGCACUGCCAGAGCCCUGCAAAAUGACCUCCAGCAGGCCACAAAUGUGCAUGUGUCUGCUCAAACGGUCAGAAACAGACUCCAUGAGGGUGGUAUGAGGGCCUGACAUCCACAGGUCGGGGUUGUGCUUACAGCCCAACACCGUGCAGGACUUAUGGCAUUUCCCAGAGAACACCAAGAUUGGCAAAUUCGCCACUGGCGCCCUGUGCUCUUCACAGAUGAAAGCAGGUUCACACUGAGCACGUGACAGACGUGACAGAGUCUGGAGACGCCGUGGAGAACGUUCUGCUGCCUGCAACAUCCUCCAGCAUGACCGGUUUGGUGGUGGGUCCGUCAUGGUGUGGGGUGGCAUUUCUUUGGGGGGCCGCACAGCCCUCCAUGUGCUCGCCAGAGGUAGCCUGACUGCCAUUAGGUACCGAGAUGAGAUCCUCAGACCCCUUGUGAGACCAUAUGCUGGUGCGGUUGGCCCUGGGUUCCUCCUAAUGCAAGACAAUGCUAGACCUCAUGUGGCUGGAGUGUGUCAGCAGUUCCUGUAAGAGGAAGGCAUUGAUGCUAUGGACUGGCCCGCCCGUUCCCCAGACCUGAAUCCAAUUGAGCACAUCUGGGACACAUCAUGUCUCGCUCCAUCCACCAACGCCACGUUGCACCACAGACUGUCUAGGAGUUGGCGGAUGCUUUAGUCCAGGUCUGGGAGGAGAUCCCUCAGGAGACCAUCCGCCAGCUCAUCAGGAGCAUGCCCAGGCGUUGUAGGGAGGUCAUACAGGCACGUGGAGGCCACACAGUACUGAGCCUCAUUUUGACUUGUUUUAAGGACAUUACAUCAAAGUUGGAUCAGCCUGUAGUGUGGUUUUCCACUUUAAAUUUUGAGGGUGACUCCAAAUCCAGACCUCUAUGGGUUGAUACAUUUGAUUUCCAUUGAUAAUUUUUGUGUGAUUUUGUUGUCAGCACAUUCAACUAUGUAAAGAAAAAAGUAUUUAAUAAGAUUAUUUCAUUCAUUCAGAUCUAGGAUGUGUUAUUUUAGUGUUCCCUUUAUUUUUUUUGAGCACUGUAUUUAGUCAGCCACCAAUUGUGCAAGUUCUCCCACUUAAAAAGAUGAGAGAGGCCUGUAAUUUUCAUCAUAGGUACACGUCAACUAUGACAGACAAAAUGAGAUUUUUUUCCAGAAAAUCACAUUGUAGGAUUUUUUAAUGAAUUUAUUUGCAAAUUAUGGUGGAAAAUAAGUAUUUGGUCAAUAACAAAAGUUUCUUAAUACUUUGUUAUAUAUACCCUUUGUUGGCAAUGGCACAGGUCAAACGUUUUCUGUAAGUCUUCACAAGGUUUUCACACACUGUUGCUGGUAUUUUGGCCCAUUCCUCCAUGCAGAUCUCCUCUAGAGCAGUGAUGUUUUGGGGCUGUCGCUGGGCAACACGGACUUUCAACUCCCUCCAAAGAUUUUCUAUGGGGUUGAGAUCUGGAGACUGGCUAGGCCACUCCAGGACCUUGAAAUGCUUCUUAUGAAGCCAUUCCUUCGUUGCCCGGGCGGUGUGUUUGGGAUCAUUGUCAUGCUGAAAGACCCAGCCACGUUUCAUCUUCAAUGCCCUUGCUGAUGGAAGGAGGUUUUCACUCAAAAUCUCACGAUACAUGGCCCCAUUCAUUCUUUCCUUUACACGGAUCAGUCGUCCUGGUCCCUUUGCAGAAAAACAGCCCCAAAGCAUGAUGUUUCCACCCCCAUGCUUCACAGUAGGUAUGGUGUUCUUUGGAUGCAACUCAGCAUUCUUUGUCCUCCAAACACGAUGAGUUGAGUUUUUACCAAAAAGUUAUAUUUUGGUUUCAUCUGACCAUAUGACAUUCUCCCAAUCCUCUUCUGGAUCAUCCAAAUGCACUCUAGCAAACUUCAGACGGGCCUGGACAUGUACUGGCUUAAGCAGGGGGACAUGUCUGGCACUGCAGGAUUUGAGUCUCUGGCGGCGUAGUGUGUUACUGAUGGUAGGCUUUGUUACUUUGGUCCCAGCUCUCUGCAGGUCAUUCACUAGGUCCCCCCCGUGUGGUUCUCGGAUUUUUGCUCACCGUUCUUGUGAUCAUUUUGACCCCACGGGAUGAGAUCUUGCGUGGAGCCCCAGAUCGAGGGAGAUUAUCAGUGGUCUUGUAUGUCUUCCAUUUCCUAAUAAUUGCUCCCACAGUUGAUUUCUUCAAACCAAGCUGCUUACCUAUUGCAGAUUCAGUCUUCCCAGCCUGGUGCAGGUCUACAAUUUUGUUUCUGGUGUCCUUUGACAGCUCUUUGGUCUUGGCCAUAGUGGAGUUUGGAGUGUGACUGUUUGAGGUUGUGGACAGGUGUCUUUUAUACUGAUAACAAGUUCAAACAGGUGCCAUUAAUACAGGUAACGAGUGGAGGACAGAGGAGCCUCUUAAAGAAGAAGUUACAGGUCUGUGAGAGCCAGAAAUCUUGCUUGUUUGUAGGUGACCAAAUACUUAUUUUCCACCAUAAUUUGCAAAUAAAUGCAUUAAAAAUCCUACAAUGUGAUUUUCAGGAUUUUUUUUUCCCCCUCAAUUUGUCUGUCAUAGUUGACGUGUACCUAUGAUGAAAAUUACAGGCCUCUCUCAUCUUUUUAAGUGGGAGAACUUGCACAAUUGGUGGCUGACUAAAUACUUUUUUCCCCCACUGUGUGUGUGUGUGUGUGUAUGUAUAUAUAUAUAUAUAAAUAUAUAUAAGAAGUGGGAGAGGAUGGAUGAUUGACAGGCCAUAUUCUGUUCUCUGUCAGGUGCUGGCGAGGGAGACACAGAGGGCUGGGUGGUGUCAUCAGAGUCCUGCAGCUUCCAGUCAAUUGGUGCCAAGUGAGCUCUCAUCACCACGGUGACCUACCUCUUAUUGCCAUGGCAACAUGUGGUCCUGUGGCUCACAAGCCUCUCUCUUUGUCUGGUCUUUAGGUACUACAGAGAGGUAUUGCCUGGAGAGAUAGUCCAGAUCUCCAAACACGGUGUGAAGUCCCUAAGCAUCGUCCCUCGCCCCGAGGGAGACCUCCCUGCCUUCUGCAUCUUUGAAUAUGUUUACUUUGCCAGACCAGACUCCAUAUUUGAAGGUAGGCAUAUGUAGUAGUUGGCCUGGCUAAUAACACAACUUUUUAAGUUGUAGCACUGAGUCAGUGAGAGUAGUAAAUAGUUUGGCUGGGAGGUUACAGCACAUUACUUGCUUUUGAGCUGAUGCCAGAGUAGCUAUAGUUUCCUCCUGGUGUUGCAGGUCAGAUGGUGUACACAGUCAGGCAGCGCUGUGGACGGCAGCUUGCCAUUGAGGCCCCUACAGAGGCAGAUGUGGUCAGCACUGUGCCUGAGUCUGCUACUCCUGCUGCACUGGGAUACGCGGAACAGGUGAGUCAUGGCACCUAUUGAAUGUUGAUAGCAAUAGGGUGCAUAUUCUGAAUUGUGCAUAUUCAUACAAUAUUCUGGGCUUCAGUUUGUACUCUUCUGUUCCAUCUCUGCAGUCAGGACUACCGUACGUAGAGGUUCUGUGUAAGAAUCGCUACGUUGGGAGGACGUUUAUUCAACCAAACACACGCCUCAGGCAGUUGGGGGUGGCCAAGAAGUUUGGUGCGCUGACAGACAACUUUGCAGGCAAGCGGGUGGUGCUUGUUGAUGAUUCCAUCGUCAGGGGCAACACCAUCUCCCCCAUAAUCAAGCUGUUGAAGGAAGCAGGAGCCACAGAGGUGAGUGGCCCAGAGUUGAUCAUUAUCAGUCCUCCUCUUAAUAUCAAUUAUACUGCAUGUUAGUCUCUCUCUCCUCUGUUUAUAAUGAUUGAUUACUCAAGUUUCAGUUUCAUUAGUCAUAUGUACGGGAUACGCAUGGUAUACAUCGUCCAAUGAAAUGCUUACUUGCAGGUUCCUUCUCGACAAUGAAACGACUACGUCUGGUCUCACAUUGUCUGUAAUGACCACUCAUUUUGGUUGCUGACCUCCCCUCCCAUAGGUCCACAUCCGUGUUGCCUCCCCGCCUAUCAGGUUCCCCUGCUACAUGGGGAUCAACAUCCCCACAAAAGAGGAGCUCAUUGCUAACAGGCCAGAGUUUAAGGACAUUGCUGGCUACAUUGGUGAGAUUUGGAAUACUUAUUAUUCAAUUGACUUAUUAUUCGACGUGUGGGUGGUCCAGACUGUAAAACGGUGAUGUUGUUCUGUAAUGUAGGUGCCACCAGCGUGCAGUAUCUGUCAGUGGAGGGCCUGGUGUCAGCGGUGCAGUGGGGAAUCCCCUCCCUCCAGAAGGAUGAGCGGAUCAGCACCAACACCAAGGCCAGCAGGAGAGUGGGCCACUGCACCGCCUGCCUCACAGGCAAAUACCCUGUGGAACUGGAGUGGUGA